AUGGAUUCAGAAAGCGAGCUGUCGGACAUUGAGUAUGAGCCGGCCGCGCUGGGGCAACCCGAAUACAAGCUUCGGUCAGCGCUCAAGCCCCCUCGGACGACCACUUAUACCGCCCAAGCCCUCUAUGAUUUUGUGGCCAAGGUGCACCAGACCUUCCAGAUUGCUGUGGAGAUGGUCAAGGAGAACAAGUCCUUCCUAGCUGUUACCCAGGGCCCCACCACCAUAUCUCUGCUAGACAUGGUGAUGAUGAUGCUGGUGAUUUACCUGUUUAGGGAGAGGAUGCCGAAGGAGGCGCUGGCGAGGUGUGUGCAGGGGAUGAGGCAGUUUGUGCGGAAGGAGCAUACGGAUAUUAGGUGGAAUGCGAGCGUGGUGGCUACGGGCAUGGGGUUUUUGGCGCAGCUGCAGGGCGGGUCGGAGCAGAAACUGCAGCUCGCGUCGAAUGCGCCCGCAAGCACCGGCGUCACCGCACCAGGCAGCGGCGCGCGUCACGAUCCCCCUCCUCCGCCACCUCCUACCGAUACCCCCGCCGCGACGGCGCCCGCCUCGGUCGUGCAUCGCCGCCUCGCAGCGAUGCGAGCAGCGAAGGAGAGCCUGAACGCGUCUAAUCCAACGGCGCCGGCAUCGUCAUCUACGAACGUCGCGCUUCCGCUUCCGCCGACGUCUGCGGGCGCGCGGGGGAUGGCGGGUCCGGCGCGAGGAUCGGCGACGGCGGGGGGGUCGGGAUCAGAGUCGACGGCGGGGCGUCAGGACGUGCGGUAUCAUCCGUAUCGCGGGUCGUCUGCGUCGUCUGCGUCGGGGGCGAGGACGACGUCAUCGCCGGCGGUGCAGCAGGGCGGGGACGUGAGGAUGAAGGACGAGUUUGGGGCUCAUGCGAUGGGAUGGGAUGGGAUGGGAUGUGGAUCUGCGAUGGGAGUCGAGGGAUGGAUGGGGGAUGAUGGGAGGCGAGGUGUGUGGUUGAUGGGCUCUGCCUGGACGGAGGGCGCGGAGCGGGACGAUACCUAGGCCUUGGAAUUCGUGUACAUAGAGUGCCCGUAAGAAGCUUUCAUUCAUUAU
This is a messenger RNA of Heterobasidion irregulare TC 32-1, 1053 nucleotides long. RefSeq lists its product as uncharacterized. The transcript has 4 exons. The record is from RefSeq and is a predicted model, not a curated record. NCBI's taxonomy places the organism in Eukaryota, Fungi, Basidiomycota, Agaricomycetes, Russulales, Bondarzewiaceae. The coding region runs from base 1 to 1002 and encodes 333 amino acids.